Messenger RNA from Soboliphyme baturini, 519 nucleotides. The record is from the annotation of a GenBank genome assembly. NCBI's taxonomy places the organism in Eukaryota, Metazoa, Nematoda, Enoplea, Dioctophymatida, Soboliphymatidae.
CUGACCACUCUUUGUAUUGCAGUCGACGCCGAAGAGAUCCGGCGGCUGGCCAGACGUUUCAAGAAGCUGGACCUGGACGGCAGCGGGUCUCUGAGUGUCGAAGAGUUCAUGUCUCUGCCCGAGCUGCAACAGAACCCUCUUGUCCAGCGGGUGAUCGACAUUUUCGACACAGAUGGCAACGGCGAGGUUGACUUCAAAGAGUUUAUUCAAGGUAUUUCACAGUUUAGCGUGAAAGGAGACAAGGAGGUGAAGCUGAAAUUUGCAUUCAAAAUUUACGACAUGGAUCGCGACGGCUACAUAUCUAACGGCGAACUAUUCAGAGUGCUGAAGAUGAUGGUCGGAAAUAACUUGAAGGACGCGCAGUUACAGCAGAUCGUUGACAAAACGAUUCUGUUUCAUGACAAGGACGGUGAUGGCAGGAUAUCUUUCGAGGAAUUCUGCGAUGUAAGUGUUUGUCAUUUUUUUUGUAUCGUUCUUCAUCUAAAUAUUUUAUUUAAAAUGAUAACAGAUAUGGUUUAA